Molecule: messenger RNA, 841 nt
Organism: Doryrhamphus excisus (bluestripe pipefish)
Lineage: Eukaryota; Metazoa; Chordata; Actinopteri; Syngnathiformes; Syngnathidae
Product: placenta-specific gene 8 protein-like
Source: RefSeq, a predicted model, not a curated record
CCAGUGUCCAAAGAAGGAACUGCAACUUGACCUGUCGACCACGUGAUGUGACACACGUUACACACAUUAGCAAGAUGCAGCUACUACUGCUAGAUGCACAUAACUUACAUCUUGAUACUACACACAUUACCAAGUACUACUACUACUAGAUACAUAUAACAACUUACAUACAACAACUUACCCAUACCCAACCGUGCAGGAAGGACAAUGCGGGGGCGGGACAUUGCCUCCAUAAAACCAAGCCACCUCGAUAAGACCUAAAAACUAUUGCCGGUCACUUCACUGCAUCUCUGCCAGCCAAGGAGAAGAAGGCGUGAGUUGUCAUUAUCAUGGCGGUGACCAACCAACCGGGCAGUUAUCCCGCUUCCGACUUCCAGACCAACCUCUGCGACUUCUGCGACGACUGCGGAACUUGCUGCUACGGCCUGUGGUGCUUCCCGUGUUUGGGAUGCACAAUCGCCAGCGACAUGGACGAGUGCUGCCUGUGCGGCCUCAGCAUGGCCAUUCGCAGUGUCUACCGCACCCGAUACAACAUCAACGGUUCUCUUUGUGGCGACUUCAUGGCGACCACGUGCUGCCUGGUCUGCUCCACCUGCCAGCUGAAGAGGGACAUUAACCGGCGGAAGGAACAGGGCAUCUUCUGAGUACCCCCCCUGCGGCGCCCCACCCUCCAGUCACGUUAGGCUGUUAAGCUUUCCAGUUAAAGAUUAGCCAGAAGUGCUGUUGCAUUGAUGGUAAGGACCACAGCCUUACUGAUAUGAAGAAUGGAAACACAUGACAUAUUUCCUCUUAUCUUAUCAUGUCAUUCUUGCUUCCACCUUUCAAUAAAAUAUAUUUCUAU